Molecule: messenger RNA, 900 nt
Organism: Rhododendron vialii
Lineage: Eukaryota; Viridiplantae; Streptophyta; Magnoliopsida; Ericales; Ericaceae
Product: protein PYRICULARIA ORYZAE RESISTANCE 21-like
Exons: 3
Coding region: 284-703 (139 amino acids)
Molecular function (GO): metal ion binding
Source: RefSeq, a predicted model, not a curated record
AGGAGACAAUUUUGAUGAUCGUAUGGAGUUCCAUCGUCCUUAACACGUGUCAGCACCUUGUUAGUUCCCGCCUAAUUUUCAAUUCUACCCUUUUCCAUUCUUAAGCUAAUUUCCAUUACGUACGACAACAGCGUUUUUUCCAUUCUUAACAUUCUUAAAGCAAGGCCUUCUUGAUCUCUCUCCAUCCCUCUCCCCUUCUUUCUCGCUCUCUCUCUCUCUCUCUCUCUCUCUCUCCAAUUCGUUCAUUUCUAGCUUCGGAUCUGAUUAUCCCCAGGUCUCGAUUAUGGCUGAGAAGGUUACAACAAUGGUGCUGAAGGUGGACCUUCAGUGUCCUAGUUGCUACAGGAAGAUCAAGAAAGUUCUUGCCAAAUUUCCCCAAAUUCGAAGCCAGGCUUAUGACGAGAAGCAGAAUACGGUGACGAUCACUGUAGUAUGCUGCUGUCCGGAGAAGAUUCGUGACAAGUUGUGUUGCAAAGGUGGGAAAACAAUCAAGAGCAUUGAGAUUAAACCGCCUCCACCGGCUCCGGUAUGUUGUGGGCAAUGUUACAAGGGUAUCCCUUGGGGCCCAUGUUAUGAGGGGUAUGGGAGGCCAGUACCAUCCUAUUAUGGGUAUGGGUAUGGUCGGAAUAGGGCUUGUUAUGGAGUAAGUCGUUGCAAUGAGUACUUUAAUGAAGAAAACACUUCUGGUUGCACAAUCAUGUGAUGGUAGUGCUUCCUCAUGAUCAAGCUUUUUUAUUACUUUUGUUGAAAAACAAAAAGCAUACUUGUUUGUGGGUAUAGGGGGGGGGGUGUUUAACGAGUUUGGUAGUCUGGCGGUGGUGGCCAAAUAGUCAAUUGAGAUGGGGUUAUAUGGUAAUAUGCAUGUAAUGAUCUUUGGUUAGUAAGAUUCUUCGUUAAUCA